Molecule: messenger RNA, 2974 nt
Organism: Lingula anatina
Lineage: Eukaryota; Metazoa; Brachiopoda; Lingulata; Lingulida; Lingulidae
Product: exostosin-2
Cellular component (GO): membrane
Molecular function (GO): glycosyltransferase activity
Source: RefSeq, a predicted model, not a curated record
UGUUCUUUCUUUAUUUAUGUUUAUUGCGCACCUGUUUUUUGCUGCGGGCUUGCUUUUGGAGCGGAAGUAGUAAAAACAGACAAAAAGACCAAAAAUGAUUAUUGCUCAGAUUAUCAUUUCAUGACAGUAUGGAAUAACUGAAAUGAAACAACUUGCAUAAAACAUCUGGAUUGUACUUAACAGUUGUAGUUCUCAAAAUGCCAACAAGAUCAAGAUCUACCAGGCUUGUUUCCAACAGAUACAGGACACAUUACAUUAUUUUAUUUCUUAUUAUUUUGAUAUUCCUUCUGGUAACAGCUUUUGUUCAGUUUUGGCCAAACACACUCACAGGCAAAGCAAGAGAAAGAAGAGACUUAAAUAGUCUUCACAAACUAGAAAGAAAUGCUCAAUCUGUGGUAAUUAAAUCAAAUGCCCCUCUGGCAAAAGAAAGAGACAGCGACUGCAUAUAUCACACCUGUUUUGACGUCUAUGGAUGUGGAGACAAUGAUGGAGACCACAGAAUCAAAGUGUAUAUUUCUCCUCUCACAAAAUAUGUUGAUGAAAAUGGAAUAUCAAUAACACUGCCUCUGUCACAAGAGUACUUUGAGAUUCUUGAAGCAAUAGUCGAGAGCGAAUACUUUACUUCUAGUCCCAAUGAUGCUUGCUUGAUUGUACCACCUAUUGAUUUAUUGAAUCAGAACAAACUAAGAGUGGAUGAAACAUCCCAAGUUUUAGCAUCAUUGCCAAGAUGGAAUGAGGGUAUCAACCAUUUACUGUUCAACAUGCUGCCAGGAAGUGUUCCCGAUUUUAAUACAGUAUUAGAUGUUAAACAUGACAAGGCAAUCAUUGCUGGGGGAGGUUUUUCUUCUUUUACAUACAGAAGAACAUAUGAUGUUUCAGUCCCAGUUUAUAACCCAUUGGUGUCUGAUAAAAAGAUGCCAAAGAAGUCAUAUCUGGAAAACAGAAGAUGGCUGGCAAUCUCUGCCCAAGCUGGAAUCAUACCAGACUAUCGUAAACAAUUAUCAGACAUGUCCAGACAGUAUCCCAGUGAUUUCAAGGUGCUUGAUAAGUGUAAAGUGUUUGAUGAUGGGACAUACAACCAUACUGUAAGAUGUGAUGGAGAAAAGGAAUAUUCAUACCCUGAAAUUUUACAGGAAGCCACAUUCUGCACUGUGGUCCAUGGUGCUAGACUAGGCCAGACUGCACUUAGUGAUGCCUUGAUGGCAGGGUGUAUCCCUGUAGUCUUUGCAGAUACUUUUGUUUUGCCUUUUUCUGAAGUCUUGGACUGGAAAAGGGCGGCCUUGGUGCUACGAGAAGAGCAACUGCCAAAAAUGAUGUCCAUUUUGAAAAACGUAUCUUCUGAACGGAUUCGUAACAUGAGGAGACAGGUGCAGUUCCUGUGGCAGAAUUAUUUCAGUUCCAUGAAGGUGAUAGUUCUGACCAGUCUGCAGAUUAUCAACGACAGAGUGUUCCCAUAUGCAUCUAGAAAGUAUGAUGAAUGGAAUGAGUUGCCUGAAAAUAGAGGAUUGACUAGCCCACUCUUUUUCCCCAUGAUGCCUUCAAAAGCACAGGGAUUCACAGCUGUCAUCCUAACAUAUGACAGAGUUGAUUCUUUGUUUCAAGUUAUCAGACAAGUUGCCCAGUCACCAAGUUUAGCUAAAGUUCUUGUCAUAUGGAACAAUCAGAAAAAAUCACCACCAUCUGCUUCUAGUUGGCCUAAGAUUGGUCCUCCAUUGAAAGUAAUUCAAACCACACAGAACUUGCUCAGCAACAGGUUUUAUCCACACGAAGAGAUUCAAACUGAAGCCAUCUUAGCACUGGAUGAUGACAUAGUCAUGUUGACAUCAGAUGAAUUGGAGUUUGGUUAUGAGGUAUGGAGGGAGUUUCCAGAUCGUCUUAUCGGCUUCCCAUCUAGACUGCAUCUGUGGGAUAAUACGACUGAGAAAUGGCGUUAUGAGUCUGAGUGGACCAAUGAAAUAUCAAUGGUUCUUACUGGUGCUGCAUUUUAUCACAAGUAUUACAGUUUUCUGUAUACACAAAAAAUGCCAGGAAACAUAAAGAAAUGGGUGGAUGACAAUGUCAACUGUGAAGACAUUGCUAUGAAUUUUCUAAUUGCAAAUAUGACUGGAAAAGCACCCAUUAAAGUUACUCCACGCAAGAAAUUCAAGUGUCCAGAGUGCAUAAAUCAAGAAAUGUUGUCAGCAGAUGCAGCACAUAUGGUAGAACGUUCAGAAUGCAUCAAUAAAUUUGUGGAAGUGUAUGGAACAAUGCCGUUAAAAACUGCAGAGUUUCGAGCUGACCCAGUGCUUUACAAAGAUAAUAUGCCAAGUCAGCUAAUGCAAUUUGCUGACGUAGGAAGCUUGUGAUGAUCUAGCUGAGUUUUGUGAGGCUGGUUCCUGUGCAGGAAAUUGAUUAAUUAUAGAGUAAAGAUCUAAAGGUGCAACCUGAAAAAGGCUCAGAUCCAUUUAGAUAAGAUUUUAGGUUAAAUCCUAUCACCCAAACCAUAUUGUAUUAUUCAGUGUGCUGCUCAAAGACAAAAAAUAACCUUUUAAAGCAACAUUAUAGCAAAAGUAUGUUUUUGAACAAUUCCAUUCAAUUUAUCUGGUAUUGUUACAUAAAGGAUCAUGAAAAAGAACCCAGUAUGGUUACAUUUUAAAUGUCGGUGCAAAUAGAGAAAAAAAAUUCUUAGAUUUUAUGUGGACCAAGUUCCCAAUACAGUGUCAAGUUUUCCAGUGUACGUAAACUUUAUUUAUUUUUUGUAUUCCAUUUUUUAUCAUUCAGAUUUUUUGCAAGUGUAUAACAAGAAUUCACGUAAGAAUCUCCUGCAUAAAGUGUAACACAAUCUACAAGCAUUUUGAAAUUCGACAACUUAGAAAACUCCCACUUGAAAAGCUUUUAAAUGUGCAAAUUUUUUUGUGUUUAAGAAUGCUUUAUUUUAUCAUUCUUCUAACUAAUUAUGUUAUAUUCUUCAAAUAAUAAAGAAUUGAACAUUGAA